Nycticebus coucang (slow loris) is the source of this 4057-nucleotide messenger RNA. RefSeq names its product golgi integral membrane protein 4 (gene GOLIM4). The record is from RefSeq and is a predicted model, not a curated record. The coding region runs from base 383 to 2479 and encodes 698 amino acids. Gene Ontology annotation, cellular component: Golgi apparatus; Golgi membrane. The transcript has 16 exons. NCBI's taxonomy places the organism in Eukaryota, Metazoa, Chordata, Mammalia, Primates, Lorisidae.
CGGCCGGGGAGGGAGUCCAAGAGCUGCCAGGGACAGCGGGGCCGAAAAGUAGGAAGGAAGGGAAAAGGCAGACGGCAUCCGGGGACGGGCGCAAGGGCAGCGGGCUCAGAAGUAUGCGGAGGGCCCCUUCGCGGGCUCGGGCACUCGCGGGGAGCGAGCCUCGGCCAAGUUGGGCGGCCGCUGCCCGGGCGGCGUCGAUGGCUGCGCGCCCCGCGGCGCGCGGCAGCUGAGCGGGAGCCACUUCCCCUCCGGCCCGGCUUUUGUGUCUCGCGUCGCCUCCCCAUGCUGUGUCCAGCCACCUCCUGCGGCGGCCGCUGCUGAGGCGCUCGCGCGGGCCCAGGCGGGAGGAGACGCGCGGACGGCCGCGGGUCCAGGCGGGACUAUGGGAAACGGGAUGUGCUCCCGAAAGCAGAAGCGGAUCUUCCAGACGCUGUUGCUGCUGACCGUGGUGUUCGGCUUCCUCUACGGCGCGAUGCUCUACUACGAGCUGCAGACUCAGCUGCGGAAAGCCGAGGCAGUGGCGCUCAAGUACCAGCAGCACCAGGAGUCCCUCUCCGCCCAGUUGCAAGUUGUGUAUGAACACAGAUCAAGAUUAGAGAAAUCCUUACAAAAAGAAAGACUCGAACACAAGAAAGCCAAGGAAGAUUUUCUCGUUUAUAAGUUAGAAGCGCAAGAAACGCUAAAUAAAGGAAGGCAAGAUUCCAAUAGCAGAUACAGUGCGCUGAAUGUCCAGCAUCAGAUGCUGAAAAGUCAGCACGAGGAGCUAAAGAAGCAGCACAGUGACUUGGAGGAGGAGCACCGCAGACAGGGGGAGGACUUCAGCAGGACCUUCAGUGACCACAAGCAGAGGUACCUGCAGCUGCAGCAGGAGAGGGAGCAGGAACUUUCCAGGCUGAAAGAAACUGUGUACAAUUUGAGAGAAGAAAACAGACAGCUCCGGAAGGCGCACCAGGAUGUGCACACGCAGCUCCAGGAUGUCAAGCAACAGCAUAAGAAUUUACUCUCCGAGCACGAGCAGCUUGUAGUGACUCUGGAAGACCACAAGAGUGCGCUCGCGGCCGCGCAGACACAGGUCGCAGAAUAUAAACAGCUGAGAGAGACUCUGAACAGGAUUCCAAGCUUUCGAAAACCCGAUGAACCAGCCCAGCAAAAUCUGACCCAGGCAGCACAUUCUCCACCAGGUCACAACACAGCAAGGCAGGGGCCCACUGGAGAGCCUCGGGAGGUGUCUCGAAAUAGUGACGUGUGGCAGAAGCGUGAAGCAAUUCCUGGAAGGCCAGAAGACUUGAAUCCUCAGGCUCCCACCUACAAGGAGGUGGCGCUGCAGGCUCCAGCCGCGCUGAACCAGCAGGCAGCCGCAGGCAGAGAGCCCGAGCGGCAGGUGGGAGAGGAGCACAGACGGGCCCUGGAAGAGGAGCAGAUGCAGCAGGCUGGGCGGGCCGAGCGCCUGGAGGAGGAACAUGAACUUUCCCCGGAGGAACAGGACCGGGAGUGGAAAGAACCCCGGGAGCAAAGAGAGGAAGCCGACUCCCUGGACGGGCAUGCCCACAUGCAGGCGCACCCUUCACCCAAGCCGGCCACCAGAUUCCGAUCAGCCUACGAGGAGCAGCUGGAGCAGCAGAGGCUGGCGGUGCAGCAGGCGAAGGAGGCGCAGCGCCUACGCGAGCACCAGGAGGCCUUGCGCCAGCAGCAGCUGCAGGGACACGUGUGGCGGCCACGGCAGGAACAGCAGCAGCAGCAGCUGGCCCGGGAGCUGGCCGCCCAGGUGCAGCAGGUGGCGCGUGAGGAGGACCGGCCCCUGCGCUCCGAGCAGCCCAGGCAGCAGGGUCAUUAUGAUACUCUGGAUAAUGACAUCGUUCAGGGAGCCGAGGACCAGGGAGUCCAAGAAGAGGAAGGAGGUGCCUAUGAAAGAGACAACCCCCACCAAGAUGAAGCAGAAGGGGACCCAGGAAACAGACAUGAGCCUGGCGAACCAGGACCCCCAGAAGCUGACCCCGAGUCUGAGGCAGAUAGGGCAGCUGUGGAGGAUAUAAACCCAGCAGAUGACCCGAAUAAUCAAGGUGAAGAUGAAUUUGAGGAAGCUGAGCAAGUGAGAGAAGACAAUUUGCCAGAUGAAAAUGAAGAGCAGAAGCCAAGUCAUCAAAAGCAAGAGGACACAGAAAUGGGGGAACAUUUGGUGCAGAUGGCAGGAAAUCCAGACCAGCAGGAGGAUGUCGUGGACGAGCAGUACCAGGAGGAGGGAGAGGAGGAGGUUCAGGAAGAUUUGACCGAAGGAAAGAAAAGGGGGCUGGAGCGUCAUGCUGAAGAGACCUACGGUGAAAACGAUGGCAACGCCGAUGAUAAAAACAAUGGUGGAGCAGACCAGGGAGCCCGAGAUGACAAGCGCCCCGAGGGCCGGGAGGAGCAGUAUGAGGAGGAGGAAGGGGAGGAGGACGGAGCUGCAGUUCCAGAGAAGUCACGGCGCAGAGCUGAGAUGUAACCCGUCCCCACACAGGGCUCCACCAGUGGAUUCUUAUCAAGCUGCUCAAAAAUUAAAUCUGCCUACUGAACUCUAGAAUAUUUAAUUAAAAAAAAAUUAAGAAUUUAGACUUUAAAAAGUUUUGUAUUAGAAAUGCUCUUACAUUUAUAUGAAUAUAUUUUGAUAACUUAGGUUAGAGCUCCUUUUGUAUUCAAGCUAAACCUGACCAAGAAGAAAGCAAUAAAGGAACCCUUGGUCUCUGAAUCGCUUUUUUAUAGACUCUGUGAUGCUGGAAAGUGUUGAUUCUGUGUAUGUUUUGACCUCUCGCCUUUCUGUCUCCUAGCUGACCCUUGUUGUACUGUUUGCCUUUAAUAACAUAGGAGGUUUUGGAGCAGGGAGCACUGCAAGACGCUGUCCCACCGGUAAGGAGACGGCCAGUGUUCUGACUGCUGCCCUUCGGAGCCUCUUCUGCAGGGUUCUGAUAGAAUGUUCACCAGUCUGUAGAUCUGUGGAGUGACAUCCAUGGAUGGAGUGACACAUGGUGGGAAAAGCCAUUUUUUUUUUUUUUACAGGGUAAAGGCAUUGUUUUUUAAGACUUUUCAGAGCAGUUAGGAAAAUGUCUGGCAUUACAUAAAAUCACAGUUGUUCUGCUCGAGAGGAAUUGGCUUUAAAGAUGAGAUGAUAUGAAAUCUCACGGCAGCAUCCUGGACUUGGUGGGUUUCCUUCGGUUUUCAGAUCAGGUGUGGACACAUCCACAUGUUAACCUUUCUGGAGGACGGGAGACUCGUUUAAAAACAAGUGGCGUUUUCUGUGUGAGCACCAUUCUCAGUCUGUCUCUUCUGACAUCACCUAGGGAUAUAUCCUGUUUCAGUAUCAGGUUCCUCCACUGCUGUCUGUUCCCCUCUAAGCCCUGUGCCUCAGUAUAUAAUACUCAUGAUAGGUGUGAGAUUGAGGGCACACCAGACUGGACAGUGUAAUGGAAUUAUUUUUCAAAACGACAUGGUGUCAAAUACAUGGUGAUAAGGUUGCCCCUCAUGAUUCCUCUAUUUUCUGAGAUUGGGCCUGCUUUUUGCUUCUGUAUAAGGCAUUUUAAUGAUUAUGAAUUAUAAUAAAUUCCUCAAAAUAAGAAAAUUAAAAAUCAAAAACUUCUCUUGGUAUAGAGACAUAUUUCAGUUGCAAUCAUAAAUAUUUUUAUAAUAUGUAAGACUAGGUUAUGCAAUUCAUGUGUUUGGUUUUAUAAUAAAAACUGUCAAGUUAAUAAAAACAAAUUUCAUUUUCUACCAUAAUUGUAUGAAUCUAAUUUUAUUUUUUAAUAACCACACCCGUGUAUGGUUUUGAUUAUCCCACUUGCCUGUCUGUGUAUGCAUUGGAAUAUUUUGUUCAGAUGAAUUUGGGAUUUCCAAUAAUCAUAAGUCAAACCUUACCUUUUCUGUAUAAACCCCCUUUAUGUAAUGUAAAAUGUAUAAUAUUGUACAUAAUAUUCAGAAUACAAUUAUUUUGAUAAAUUAGUUUGUAUUUUUAAUGUCCUAGUUGCAGUAUUUAAUUAUUUGAACCAUAUUGAAACUUGGUAAUAGUUAAUAAAGCUAUAAAAAGCAAGUA